AUAGAGUCAGUUAGUUCCUGGUUAGUAGUCUUAAGUAACACACAAAUCAACUCUCCGGCAUACAUAUUGCAGUCUGCAGUUGUUGAGCCAAAAUGUUCGGUUUAUGUAAAAAUUCGGAUGGUGUUUUCAAAUUCGAAUACCGUCGCCAACUAUUUGCAUCAUUGUGUAUAACCAUUAUCGCAUUUUGCCAUGGCUUCGGCUUGGGCUGGUUCUCAGUGAUAUUGGCCAAGUUGCAAUCGCCCACCGAGACGGCGCUAGAUUUCGUCAUCACUGUGAAUGAGGGCUCAUGGAUUGGUGGCUUUUCGUCGUUGGGUGGUGGCGUUGGUAAUAUUGUGUAUGGUAUAUUGGUGGAUCUUAUCGGUAGAAAAGGGAGUAUUUAUUGCUUAGCUGUGCCAUAUAUAAUCUCUUGGAUACUUGUUUAUUUUGCGAGCUCUGUAGAUUUCCUCUAUGUGAGCCGCUUUUUGGCUGGUGUCACAGGCGGUGGCACUUACGUCGUUAUACCAAUAUUUAUUGGCGAAAUUGCGGAGCCGAAAAUCCGCGGUCGCCUAACCUCACUCUUCUCUCUAACCCUGAAUAGUGGCAUAUUCAUUGGUUACAUAAUCACCGCACGUGUGCCAUACCAUUUUAUACCGAUAUUCGGUAUAGCUAUACCUGUGAUUUAUGCAUUAUCGCAAAUCGUUUUCCCUGAAACGCCAAUGUUUCUGCUACAACGUGGUCUAGACAAACGCGCUAAGAAGUCAUUGAAAUUCUAUCGUAACCACAUAUCGACGACGAAGGAGAGCGUCACACAAUUUGAAAUCGAAUUUGAUAAGUUGAAGAAAGAUGUCACUAGUCAUCAGAAAAAUACGGAUAGUGUUACGUGGCGUGAUUUUUGUAAUAAGCCCGCAGUGAUUGCGUUUAGCAAAGGUUUCGUACUCAUGUGGCUCAAUGUGUUUUGCGGCGCUUAUGGCAUACUCUAUUACACUUCGAGCGUUUUUGUAGCCGCACGCACCGAAUUACAUCCCGAUACCAAUACCAUUAUUGUGGGCUUAGUACAGGUUACUGGCGUUUACACGGCGACAAUUUUGGUCGAUCGAUUCGGUCGUAAGCCUUUACUGAUAUUCUCCUGCGCAGCUACCGCCAUUGGUAUGGCCGUGUUUGGUCUAUAUGGUUUUCUGUUGGAAGAGACAACGGUGGAUUUGUCCGCUGUCAGCGCCUGGUUGCCUCUAGUGACUGUUUGUUUCAUUAUGUUUGUCUCCAAUUCGGGUCUAAUACCAAUACCGUUUGUAUUGCUUGUGGAAUUAAUGCCGCCGAAGAUCCGUGCGAGUGCAGCUGCCAUUUGUUUGGUGAUUUUUAAUAUUAUCGGUUUCCUUCUAAUGAAAAUGUUUCCCAUUUCAUUGGCUGCCUUUGGCUUGUACAUUCCCAUGUGGUUCUUUGCGAUCACAAGUGUAUUCGGGUUGGCCUUCAUUGCACUCUUCAUUAAGGAAACAAAGGGCAUGUCACUCAAUAAAGUCAACGCGGAGACGUGAAUUGCAUAGCGAAUGAAAUAUGUAGAUGCAUUUAUUGUUUAUGUUUAAAAUUUUAAAACUUUUAAAUGCAAAAUAAGAAUAGUAAUUAACAGUAAA
Ceratitis capitata (Mediterranean fruit fly) is the source of this 1604-nucleotide messenger RNA. Its product is annotated as facilitated trehalose transporter Tret1. The coding region runs from base 93 to 1508 and encodes 471 amino acids. The transcript is spliced from 6 exons. Gene Ontology annotation, cellular component: membrane. The record is from RefSeq and is a predicted model, not a curated record. Gene Ontology annotation, molecular function: sugar transmembrane transporter activity. Gene Ontology annotation, biological process: transmembrane transport; carbohydrate transport. NCBI's taxonomy places the organism in Eukaryota, Metazoa, Arthropoda, Insecta, Diptera, Tephritidae.